AUGCAGUCCCAGCAGCUGGAACUCCGCAAAGCACACCGGCGCUCCCGUGUUCCCCUGUCCUGCGACCCCUGCAGGUCCAGAAAACUCAAGUGUAAUCGGGAGAAGCCGUGCCAGAACUGCACGGCCCGAAACGAGCAGGUGACGUGCAAGUUCCGCCGACCCCUGAGCGCUGCUGCCGGAAGUGCCGGAAGUGCCGGAAAUAUCAAUUCCCAGACGGCACUUCGCGGGGCAAGCCCGGCCCAAUCCCUGGUUGGCGGAGACCGGUCCGAUGCCAGCUCCAAUUUCGCCGGCUACCGCAGCGAUGCCGGCAUAAACGGCGAGUCGAUGCGCCAGCGCAUCGUCCACUUGGAGGACCUGGUCAGGAGGCUCAUCGCGGAGCGCCCGCUUCCCUUGUCGCCGCCCCAGAGCAGCACUGGAGCUUCCAUCUCUACUCCCGAGAAGACGCCCGAGAAGACGCCCGGAACCGACUCGUCCGAUGCUGCCAGCUCCGACGACUUGCCCACGGCGGCCACGGGCAAAACGGUCAUGGAUGGAGCCCGUUCCGUAUACAUUGGCGGGGACGACUUGUCGGUCGUGCUCCAGGAAAUCAACGAGCUCAAGAGGACGUGGAGCCAGCAUGAGCAAGACGACAUGUUCGGCGACCACAACCUCCGAUCCGCUCCCUCACACACAGUCGACGGCUCAAGCCUGCUGUACGACCAGGUGAAGCCGCUCGACCGGAUAAGCAUCCUCUCCAGCCUGCCGCCCAAGCACGAGGUCGACUGGCUCAUCGGCCAAUUCUUCGACCGCCAAAACUUUCCCAUCGCCAUUCCCCCCAUCCUCCACGAACCGACCUUUAUGCGCGAGUACGCGGCGCACUGGAAAGACCCGUCCAGCACCGACUUCAUCUGGCUCGGCCUGGUCUUCUCCAUCCUCGGCAUCACCAUGCUGGCAUUCUUACAGUACGGCGAGCCGCCCGAGUACGAGGGCCUGUCCGAGUCCUUCUUCCAGCUCUACCGCAUGCGCACCGCCCAGUGCCUGCUCAACGGCGACGUGGCCAAGUGCCUGCCCUACACGGUCGAGACGCUGCGGUUCAACGCCACGGCCGAGCUCAACCGCCGCGACGACAACCGCCGCGGCCUGUGGAUCAUGACGGGCGUCGUGGUCCGCGCCGCCGUCAACAUGGGCUACCACCGCGACCCCGGCUCGUAUCCAUCGCCCUCGUCGGGCGGCAUCAGCAUGCUGCAGGCCGAGUACCGCCGGCGCGUGUGGUCGUCAGUCGUCAGCAUGGACGACAUGGCGUCGUUCCUCGGCGGCUUUCCGCGCACCAUGUCGGCGCUGUACGCCGACGCCCCGGAGCCGCGCAACGUGCACGACUGGGAGCUGGCCGAGGACAUGGUGGCGCUGCCGCCGUCGCGCCCGCUGGCCGACACCACGGCCGCCACGUACCUGAUCGUCAAGGGCCGCCUGUUCCGCGAGCUCGGCCGCGUCGCCGACUUCAACAGCACCCCGACGCUGGGCUCGUACGACACGGUGCUCGAGAUCGACUGCGCGCUCGCCGCCGUCUACGACACCUUCCCGCCGUACAUGAAGGUGUCGGCGCCGACGCUGGCGUCGGCGCCCCUUGCCACGCCGCCACCCACCGCAGCGUCUGCCGGUGCCGCUUCGGCGGCGCGCAGCAGCAGCCCGGCCAACUUCUCCAACAUGAGCCUCGUGGGCAUGUACCACCGCGGCAUGUGCACGCUGCACCGCAAGUUCCUGGCCAAGGCGCACAACCAGCACCACGAAGGCGGCGACGGCGGCGGCAGCGGCAGCGGCAGCGGCGAGCGGUUCCGGCUGUCGCGCGACCGCUGCGUUGCCUCGGCGCUCGGCCUGCUGGCCUUCCAGGAGCUGCUGGAGCCGGCCUUUUACCGCAUCUCACAGACGCGCCAGAUGCUCAUGCUCGGCGCCAUGGUGCUGUUUCUCGAGCUGGCGCUGCGGCGGAAGAAUGCCAACAGCAAUGCCAACAUGUCGCCGCUGCUACAGCGGCGCGAUGAAGGCGACGGGAGCCCGAGCAGCGCGGCUCUGCUGGCCGCGCUCGAGAGGUCGUGUGUCCUCCUCGAGAAGGCCAUGGACGUGUGCGAGGAGGCCCGGAGGGUGCACCAGUUUCUCAUCGGGCUGCUGUCGAGCUUUCGGACCGAGACGGCGGCGGCAGCGACGGCGUCGGCCGUCGAAGUGCCGGCGGACCAGCUGCUGUUUUCGGGACUUGCUGGUGGCGGCAGCCCGCCUUUCGAUGCUGCUAUUCCGGGCAGUUUCUCGUUCGAGAUGGAUUUUGACUGGGCUACGUGGGAUACUUACAUCGAGGAGACGGGGUAUGAGACUGGGCCUACGUAUUGA
Lasiosphaeria miniovina is the source of this 2355-nucleotide messenger RNA. RefSeq lists its product as uncharacterized. The transcript is spliced from 5 exons. Gene Ontology annotation, biological process: regulation of DNA-templated transcription; DNA-templated transcription. The record is from RefSeq and is a predicted model, not a curated record. Gene Ontology annotation, molecular function: DNA-binding transcription factor activity, RNA polymerase II-specific; zinc ion binding; DNA binding. Lineage: Eukaryota; Fungi; Ascomycota; Sordariomycetes; Sordariales; Lasiosphaeriaceae. The coding region runs from base 1 to 2355 and encodes 784 amino acids.